AUGACAGAACAGGUCAAAGCAUUCCCAUCAGUCGCUCAUUUCGACUACGAGCUGUACGAAGGAGAUCCCGACCAGCUGAAGACCGUAAACGCCACGCCAGCUCAGCCGGGCCCGCACAUUGAACCUUCGUCAUUGAAGCUCAAGUACAGGAUCGGUCACGGCCCGUUAGGCGAUGUUUGGCUGGCCACACAUCACCAGUCGGGCACGGACUAUGAUGAGCACCAUGAGGUGGCACUCAAGAUGGUGCAUCCUGUGGGGGACAUGAACGAGUUCUUACGCAGGUUUGAGCAUUUGUGGGUGAAUCUUAAGUCGAGGAGGAUGGAUAGCGUGUGCUGGUUGCACGGCAUCUCGGUGCUGUCUGGCAAGAUAUGCAUAGCUCUCAAGUCAUAUGAAGGGUCGGUAGGCGACCGAUUGGCGCAUGUGAAAGGAGGAAAGCUUCCACUGCCCGAUGUAUUGAGAUACGGUAUUGAAGUAGCCAAAGGAGUUCAACAGCUUCACCAAAUUGGGGUCUUGGUGCUAAAUCUCAAGCCGAAUAAUUUCCUUCUCGACGAACGUGACAAUGUUGCCCUCGGGGACUUUGGGGUCCCACACCUACUCCUCGGGAUUCCCUGGCUCGAUUCCAAUUUAGCAUUCAGGCUUGGGACCCCCAACUACAUGGCUCCUGAACAAUGGCAACCUGGUGUGAGAGGCCCAAUAUCCCUCGAGACAGACUCGUGGGGAUUUGCAUGCAGUAUGAUAGAAAUGCUGACUGGAAGUCCACCCUGGUGUGGACGGUCUAUUGAGGAGAUUCAUCAUGCAGUUGUUAUACGAGGAGAAAAGCCAUUGGUUCCUGAUGGUCUUCCUCCUGAAGUGGAAGACAUUCUCAAGGGAUGCUUCGAGUAUGAUUUGCGCAACAGGCCGUUGAUGUCGGAUAUUUUGCAGGCGUUCAAAAGGUCAAGGAAUAUCAUUCACAAUGAUGGAUCUUGGAGUGAGUUGACGAGCAACCCUUGUGUGGCUCAAUCACAAUCCCGUGGCUAUACCACUUGGUACCUUUCGAAAAAUCCUCUUCACAUUGGUGACACUGUCAUAUCAAGAAAAGUCCCAAGCUCGUCCGAACCAAUAAGCCCAGUUGUAACCAAAGGAGUCGUGGUUGGGUUAGACAACAACAGCGAGAAAGACGGAUUUGCCCUCGUCCGUAUCCCGAACUCGCACAACCACCUCAGAUUAAAGGUUUUAUCUCUAGAGAGGGAAAGUUUUGGUUUGGCAUCGGGGGAUUGGGUCCGGCUGAAGAAAGAGAGUCAGGAGCAUUCAUCUCUUGGGAUUUUACACCACAUAGGCCGUGAUGGGUGUGUUGCUGUAGGUUUUCUGGGGUUGGAGGCUCUUUGGAGAGGAAAUUUUGACGAGAUCAGGAAGGUCGAGCCUUUUUUCGUGGGACAUUUUGUGAGGUUGAAGGCGGAGAUCAAGAAUCCCCGUUUCGAGUGGCCCCACAAGAGAGGAGAGGCUUGGGCCUGUGGGAGAGUCUCACAAAUUUUCUCGAAUGGGUGCCUCGGAAUUGAAUUUCCUGGAAGGUUCAUUUUCAGGGACGGGCCGGGAAUUUUCUUGGCUCAUCCUGAGGAGGUGGAGCGAGUAUCUUUGGACACGUGUCCCGGUGUUGUGGAGAAAUACAAACUCGUUGAGGAUUUCCAUUGGGCCGUGAGGCCCAUUACAGUAGUGUUUGGCCUGCUCACGGUUGUGAAAGUCGGGACAUUUGUGGGGAAAAAUGCUGGAAGAAGAUUAAGUAACCACAGGAAGAAUGAGAAGGGGUGCAAUCAAGAAGGUGGGAAUUCGAAAUGGCUUUCUACGAAUGUCACGAAGAUCCUUUUUAAAGAAGGCACAAACACGACAAUUCCAAAUUCUCGGUGA
Messenger RNA from Striga hermonthica, 1881 nucleotides. Lineage: Eukaryota; Viridiplantae; Streptophyta; Magnoliopsida; Lamiales; Orobanchaceae. The record is from the annotation of a GenBank genome assembly.